AUGGCCGGCAAGUCGUUUUACGAUUUCAAGCCUCUCGACAAGACCGGCAAGGAGCUUGACCUGCACAAAUUCGAGGGCAAGGUCGUCCUGGUUGUCAACACGGCAUCCAAGUGUGGCUUCACGCCGCAGUACGCCGGCCUCGAGAAGCUCUACAAGAGCCUGCGCGCCAGCUACGGCGACGAGGUUGAGUUCCUCGGGUUUCCGUGCAACCAGUUCGGCGGGCAAGAGCCGGGCUCCAACGACGACAUCCAGAGCUUCUGCCAGAUCAACUACGGCGUCUCGUUCCCCAUCCUGUCCAAGAUUGACGUCAACGGCGACGACGCGGCGCCGCUGUACAGCUGGCUCAAGGACUCCAAGUCGGGCCUGCUGGGCCUCAAGCGCAUCAAGUGGAACUUUGAAAAGUUCCUGGUCGGCCGCGACGGCGCCGUCAUUGAGCGCUGGGCCAGCACGACCAAGCCCGAGGCGCUGGAGAAGCCGAUUGUCGAUGCCCUGGGCGGCAAGCCCACGGCCGCCCCCACGAAGACGGAGGAGCCCGCCGCUGCCCCGGCCGCCACGGCAACGGCAUGA
Messenger RNA from Sporothrix brasiliensis 5110, 567 nucleotides. Its product is annotated as glutathione peroxidase. Gene Ontology annotation, biological process: response to oxidative stress. Gene Ontology annotation, molecular function: glutathione peroxidase activity. The transcript is spliced from 2 exons. The record is from RefSeq and is a predicted model, not a curated record. Bases 1 to 567 code for a protein of 188 amino acids. NCBI's taxonomy places the organism in Eukaryota, Fungi, Ascomycota, Sordariomycetes, Ophiostomatales, Ophiostomataceae.